AUGGAAAUCACUGGCUCUCCCUAUCCCGCCACGCUCUCGCCGAGAAAGGCCAAUCUGAACCUGAAGGUGAACAUGCCUAACGGGACAUACUUCCAGGCCGCACCAACACCGAUUCCUCCGCCGGAUUCCACGAGGCCUGGCCUCGCGCGUAACGCCACGACAUUCACCGACCUCGCGGCGCCGAACGAUGCGACUACCAAACUCACCGAAGCGAUCGACGACUUUCUAGGCGAUCUGGAGAAGAAGUUCAAGGGAAUCAGCGAUGAGAUAUUGACGAAGCUGGACGACAUGGCUGAACGAUGCGACCGGUUGGAGCAAGAGAUGCUGCUUAGGGAUGCAAGCACUGUGGAGAACGUUGGAAAGGCUCAGGCGGGACCCGCGGCUGGUUCGAUAUGA
Molecule: messenger RNA, 396 nt
Organism: Exophiala viscosa
Lineage: Eukaryota; Fungi; Ascomycota; Eurotiomycetes; Chaetothyriales; Herpotrichiellaceae
Exons: 2
Coding region: 1-396 (131 amino acids)
Molecular function (GO): transcription corepressor activity
Source: RefSeq, a predicted model, not a curated record